Molecule: messenger RNA, 1102 nt
Organism: Cololabis saira (Pacific saury)
Lineage: Eukaryota; Metazoa; Chordata; Actinopteri; Beloniformes; Belonidae
Product: retinal rod rhodopsin-sensitive cGMP 3',5'-cyclic phosphodiesterase subunit gamma-like
Exons: 4
Coding region: 473-709 (78 amino acids)
Biological process (GO): visual perception; positive regulation of G protein-coupled receptor signaling pathway; positive regulation of epidermal growth factor receptor signaling pathway
Cellular component (GO): photoreceptor outer segment membrane
Molecular function (GO): 3',5'-cyclic-nucleotide phosphodiesterase activity; cGMP binding
Source: RefSeq, a predicted model, not a curated record
GCAGGCUGGAAUGGAUUAUCAGCUGUAAUGCUACUCAAGCCGAGAGAUUGCUGAUGACAGAAGAAUGCGCAGAUAUCACUCGUAUGUUCUUGGCUGCUGGCGUUGCGGAAUAUGAAGAUCAUGGGACAUUUUCUGGAAAAAUCACAUCCGUCAGUCUUUUUGCUGCACACUUUUAAGAGUGACCUCUUGAAAUUCAACAGAAUGCAUUGGGCUGUGCUGUGAUGUGUCCACCCAGAACAGUUUCAGGAGCGUCUCCCUUGAACUGCCUGUCAGCUGCUCCUCCGUGAACGUACAGAGCCUUUGGCAAAGUAAAUGACGUACGUGUAGAAAUGAUGACAGCGGUUUAUCGUCUGCUUGCAUCAUAAUCUGCUGAGAGUCUGAAGUUUAUAAAAAGGCCUCAUGAUAUACCACUUCCAGGAAAUCACUCGAGCAAGAUCUGUAUGAUACUCACAGGAAAGACACACAGAGAGGCAUGAAUGUUGACGUAGUCAAACCUGAAGGAAAGUCUGGUGGCAAAAAGGGCCCACCCAAGUUCAAACAGAGGAACACCCGGCAGUUCAAGAGCAAGCCUCCCAAGAGGGGAGUCAUUGGUUUUGGAGAUGAUAUCCCAGGAAUGGAGGGACUCGGCACUGACAUCACUGUUAUCUGCCCUUGGGAAGCAUACAGUCAUCUAGAGCUGCACGAGCUUGCUCAGUAUGGCAUCAUCUGAGUCCAUUUUCUGCAAACACCUUUUUUACGUGUACAAAGGGAACUUGUGUUGCAAAUAAUCUCAGUAUUCGGUACUAACUGUCAUCAGCACUGGCUUCUUUUGGAUGGAAAUAAUGUAUCUUCACCCUAAAAAUAUCAUAAUUCUUUAUAUAACAUGUGUCUCCAUAUUGUAAAUGCUGUUGUUUAUUAAAGAUAUUUUAUACAUUAAAUCUAUUUUCAAAAGCCUCUCAAGCUGCCAUUUCCAUGCCUAUAAACAUGACGCUGAACUUGCUCCUGUGUUCUUGCCUGAGGCUGCAGUGGGAGCUGGAACUGAGAGCUUGGUUUCUGGCCAAAAGGAGAUUCUGCACAACUGUCAGCACUGUGUUUUAUAUAUGAGAUCAAGUUCAGAAUAAAG